CAUAGUGAUUCGGCGGUGAAAAGGAACAAGCAAAGCACUGCCAGUCAGCGCAUCAGCAGCAACAACCGAAUCAACGUUCACCCAUUUCCUUUGCUUUCGAGCGUCGUGACACAGAGUUCGGAACAUGGCGGAUAAAGAGGUUUAUGAUGAUGCAGUGGAAGAAAGGGUCAUCAAUGAAGAGUACAAGAUCUGGAAGAAAAACACGCCUUUCUUGUACGACCUGGUGAUGACUCAUGCACUUGAGUGGCCCAGCCUCACUGUCCAGUGGCUCCCAGAUGUCCGCAGGCCAGAAGGGAAGGACUACGCUGUCCACAGGCUGGUUUUAGGGACCCAUACAUCAGAUGAGCAGAACCACCUUGUGAUUGCCAGUGUCCAAGUGCCGAAUGAUGAUGCCCAGCUUGAUGCUUCACACUAUGACAGCGAGAAAGGAGCAGAGUUUGGUGGAUUUGGUUCAGUAAGUGGAAAAAUAGAGAUCGAGAUCAAAAUCAACCACGAAGGAGAGGUGAACCGAGCCCGCUACAUGCCCCAGAACCCCUUCAUCAUUGCCACCAAGACUCCAUCGUGUGAUGUUUUGGUCUUUGACUACACGAAGCACCCGCCUAAGCCAGAUCCCAGUGGAGAAUGUAAUCCAGACAUGAGACUGAAAGGCCACCAGAAAGAAGGGUAUGGUCUUUCUUGGAAUCCCAACCUCAGCGGCAACCUUCUCAGUGCCUCCGAUGACCAUACCAUCUGUCUAUGGGACAUCGGUGCUGGCCCCAAGGAAGGGAAGGUUGUCGAUGCCAAAACCAUCUUCACAGGCCACACAGCAGUGGUGGAAGAUGUUUCCUGGCAUUUGCUCCAUGAAUCCCUGUUUGGCUCAGUGGCCGACGACCAGAAGCUCAUGAUAUGGGACACACGGUCCAAUAACACAUCCAAAGCCAGCCACGCGGUAGAUGCGCACACUGCUGAAGUCAACUGUCUGAGCUUCAACCCGUACAGCGAGUUCAUUCUUGCCACUGGUUCUGCUGAUAAGACUGUUGCACUGUGGGAUCUCAGGAACCUCAAACUGAAGCUACACUCCUUUGAGUCCCACAAAGAUGAAAUCUUCCAGGUACAAUGGUCUCCUCACAAUGAGACCAUCUUGGCCUCCAGUGGCACCGACCGGCGUCUCAACGUCUGGGAUCUCAGUAAAAUUGGGGAGGAGCAGUCGGCAGAAGAUGCAGAGGAUGGCCCGCCAGAACUGCUGUUCAUCCACGGAGGCCACACCGCCAAGAUCUCCGACUUCUCCUGGAACCCCAACGAACCCUGGGUUAUUUGCUCUGUGUCCGAAGACAACAUCAUGCAAGUCUGGCAGAUGGCAGAGAACAUCUACAAUGAUGAGGAACCAGACAACACCCCUGCAUCAGAGCUGGAGGCUCAGGGAUCUUAACCCAGUGAUAUAUAUAUAUCUCUCUCUCUCUCUCUCUCUCUCUCUCGCUCUCGCUCUCUCGCUCUCGCUCUCUCGCUCUCUCGCUCUCCAAAAGCAGAUUCAGAGACAUUGUGGACUUGUUAACAGACAGAUGGAUUCAGUCGGUCUUCUUUACUCUGCACCAUGGCUCAGAUGCUCUGAAGCAGGCCAACAUCCGACCAUUUCAGUACCAUCUCCAGUGUCUGGGUAUCUGGUGGUGAAGGUGCUUCGAGCAUAAAACUGUCAUGUGCCAGUCACUGUUAGUCAUUGAGAGCCGCUAAUCUGUUCAUGUCCGAGGGCUUUAUCCUUCUGAAGUGUGAGUGUUCAGCAGCUUUUCUUAAUGUUCCACCUGAGUUAUUGUUGGCUGUUAUUUUUCUUGCAUUUAGCUGACGCAUCACUGUCUUGUGAAGAAACAUUCCCUGUUUUUCUCCUAUAGGUUCAUAAACUGCUAUGUUGUAGUCUCGAGUGAAAGGUGUGGGACUUGACAAGUGCACUGUUCUUUCCUCUACUCUUGUUACAUGAUAAAUGACCCUGUUUUGAGUCCUGAAGCUGAGAUCACAAUUAGACAUUUGUAACUUUUUUAAAGCAAGUUCCUCAUUAAUUUACAGUUGUCCUCACUUCCAAUUUGACUAAGGCAUAACAAUCUUCACUCCUGAUUCCUUAGUUAAAGGAAAUAAAUCCACAGUGAAGAGAGUGCAAAUUCUACAAAAAGUUUAUUGAAAAGAAAGACAGGACUACAAGAACAUUGUACAAUCAAAGAGGGUGUGGGCUUUUUCAGUAAAAAUAAAGCCCUCUGAAGCUGUGGUGA
Messenger RNA from Platichthys flesus (European flounder), 2234 nucleotides. RefSeq names its product histone-binding protein RBBP7. NCBI's taxonomy places the organism in Eukaryota, Metazoa, Chordata, Actinopteri, Pleuronectiformes, Pleuronectidae. Gene Ontology annotation, cellular component: NuRD complex; nucleus; ESC/E(Z) complex. The coding region runs from base 125 to 1408 and encodes 427 amino acids. Gene Ontology annotation, molecular function: histone binding. Gene Ontology annotation, biological process: regulation of gene expression. The record is from RefSeq and is a predicted model, not a curated record. The transcript is spliced from 12 exons.